UGAAAAAAGAAUGAAAGAUUUAGUCGAAGAAAUGGGAAAACAAGACAUUAAUAAUUAUUUUGUUUUCAUAAUGUUGACUAUUCAUCUUUUAAAUGAGCACGUAUGUUCUUCUCUUCUGCCAUUUCUUUGCUAAAGAUUUCAGCAUUCGUUUUCUGUGAGAUUAGUGUGAUCCCAUAUUUGGGUUAGUCGCUGGUAAACAGGAAAGAUCCAUCAAAAGUGGAGGGAUUUUAAGAACAAUUUUCAAGGCAAUCUUGGAUCCUACAAGACUCCUUUUGGGCACAGAAACAAAAGGAAACAAAUCAACCCAGAAGACAUUAAUGGAAGUGAUGAACUAAGCUGCCUCAUCAGAUAGCAAAGUACAAGAAUUUUUGUUCGAGUUAUUUGUUUGCUAAGUUUUUCUUUUAUUACUUUCUUGUCUUUGGUUUGAGAAUUAUUUGCAAGAAGCUUUAAGGUUUAGGGUAUUAUGAACAUUAGCGACAAGCAACCAGCGAAGCUAAACGAUGAGCAAAUCGCUGAACUACGAGAAAUCUUUCGUUCUUUUGAUCGGAACAACGAUGGUAGCUUAACGCAGCUGGAACUUGGUUCGCUUUUGCGGUCCUUGGGCCUAAAACCAAGCCCUGACCAACUUGAAGCCUUAAUACAAAAGGCUGAUACAAAUAGUAAUGGUUUGGUGGAGUUCUCGGAAUUUGUGGCUCUGGUGGCCCCGGAGCUGCUCUCGGAGAAGUCACCGUACAGCGAGGAGCAACUGAAGCAGCUGUUUAAGAUGUUUGACAGGGAUGGUAAUGGUUUUAUUACUGCUGUUGAGUUGGCACAUUCCAUGGCGAAACUUGGACAUGCUCUGACGGUAGAGGAGUUGACAGGGAUGAUCAAGGAGGCCGAUACGGAUGGGGACGGGAGGAUCAGUUUUGAGGAGUUCUCACAGGCGAUUACUUCCGCUGCUUUUGAUAAUUCUUGGGCUUGAAGGCAUAUAAAACAAAAAUUUUCUACGAUUUUAUGUGUAUUCUAAGAAUUUUCUUGGAGCAGAGAGAGAGAGGCCAUGUGAGGAAUGUUAUAAUAAGUAGAUGACUUUCUAUAGCGCAAGACCUGAGUUUUCCCAUUGUUCCUUGAUGCAAUUUUAACAUUGAUCCUCUUGAUCGUCUAUGCGUUCAUAAUUGAAAUAUCUGUGUUGCAUAUUGGCAUCAAGUCAUCAACCUGGCGUAAUCUUUUUAAGCAUCGAAUUUGAAUCAGACAAAUACUAAUUGUUUCAAUGGAUCAGAGAUUAAACUAUGUUCUUGUUAAA
Molecule: messenger RNA, 1279 nt
Organism: Durio zibethinus
Lineage: Eukaryota; Viridiplantae; Streptophyta; Magnoliopsida; Malvales; Malvaceae
Product: putative calcium-binding protein CML11
Molecular function (GO): calcium ion binding
Source: RefSeq, a predicted model, not a curated record